Messenger RNA from Solanum tuberosum (potato), 585 nucleotides. RefSeq lists its product as uncharacterized. The record is from RefSeq and is a predicted model, not a curated record. The transcript is spliced from 2 exons. Gene Ontology annotation, biological process: cortical microtubule organization. Bases 1 to 528 code for a protein of 175 amino acids. Lineage: Eukaryota; Viridiplantae; Streptophyta; Magnoliopsida; Solanales; Solanaceae. Gene Ontology annotation, cellular component: cortical microtubule.
AUGCAUAGCAGUGGAAGCUCUGUCCCUGUCCCAUCCAUGAGCCGACUUCAUGCUAAAGCCAAGGACAAUGUAAGCCCUGGUAUGGUUGGGACCAAAAUGGUUGAAAGGGUAAUAAAUAUGCGGAAGCUGGUUCCUCCGAAACAAGACGACAAACAUUCUCCACACAGUAACUUAUCUGCAAAGUCUUCAUCACCUGAUAGCUCAGGUUUUGGAAGAUCAUUAUCAAAGAAAUCCUUGGAUAUGGCUAUUAGACAUAUGGAUAUAAGGCAGAGAGUCCCGGGUAAUCUGCGUCCCUUGAUGACUAAUAUUCCAGCAUCCUCUAUGUACAGUGUGAGAUCAGGGCCGCCUACUAGAGGCAGGACAAGCAGGUCAAUUAACAUGCCUGACUCCCCACUAGCCACUAGCAGUAAUGCUAGUUCUGAGGUGAGCGUAAGCAACAACGUUGUGUGGGUUGAUGGAAGUGAAAUUGAUGAAGACAUUAGCAGUGAUAAAGGUGCUCGAUCACCUGCCAGUGUGCAUGGGAGGUGAUGAUUGGCUUUCAUGCUGCAUGAUGCUUUCUAUGUUUUGGAUCGGUGCCAGUUUUAG